UUUCUUCUAAAACAAAAUGAAUAAAUUGAACUGACGUCUAUCCACUCCAGGCCGAUCGAGCUCGUAAAGAUGAAACCUAUGCAAUCUAUCAAAUGCCCCCUCCACCUCUCAACCUUCCGGCCGGCCUCCACAAAUUUAUAAGGGGUUCGAAAACCAGUCAGCUAAUAAUGCGCUUCUGCUGCCACACUAAACAUAUUUAGAGAUUUAUUAAUUGUUAAAUUAUGAUGACGGCUGAUCCACUUAGGCGGCUCUCAUCCACGGCCAUGGCCGCCGCAGCUGUAUUCCUGACGGUGGCGGUAUGGGCAGAGUGCGGCGGCGGAGCGGUUACCCUGGAAGUCAGCAACCAGAGGAUCUUGCCGGAGAACUACCUCUACAUCUGGUGCUCCGAUGGUGUGAAGCGAGAGAAGGGCCAAAAAAUCCCGCCGAAGAAGGUCCUUCAGAUCCAGGUUGCCAGCGGUGGUGCCUGGAAGGGCGGCCAGCAGCUGCCAUAUAUUUGCACGGGGACCUACACCAAGUUCUACGGGAUGGAUGCGGCGCCGUAUUGCAUCUACAGUUCUCGUACUGCUGCUGGCGAUGUCCGGGUGAUGGCUAAUGAGACCAGCUUCUAUCGCUGGAAUGGCGAGAAGCGAGCUUGGGAUGUAAUCCGGCCGUCGCUUCCUUGAUCCAAUCCAACAACCUAUUGGGCUUUUUGUCAAUGCUUCUUUUGUGUGUUUUAUUUUUUGUUUUGGGCCAGUGCUUGGGUGCCAUUGUUCAUGGCUUCAUGCAGCAAUAAAGGUAUAUCCUAAAG
This is a messenger RNA of Linum trigynum, 787 nucleotides long. NCBI's taxonomy places the organism in Eukaryota, Viridiplantae, Streptophyta, Magnoliopsida, Malpighiales, Linaceae. The record is from the annotation of a GenBank genome assembly.